Molecule: messenger RNA, 1541 nt
Organism: Oenanthe melanoleuca
Lineage: Eukaryota; Metazoa; Chordata; Aves; Passeriformes; Muscicapidae
Gene: RFXANK
Product: regulatory factor X associated ankyrin containing protein
Exons: 10
Coding region: 403-1080 (225 amino acids)
Biological process (GO): regulation of transcription by RNA polymerase II
Cellular component (GO): nucleus
Molecular function (GO): protein binding
Source: RefSeq, a predicted model, not a curated record
GAAACGCGGCCGCGGUGUUACCAUUCCGCUUAACUUGGUUCCCCCCCCAAGUCACCGUUGUGACUCGCGGGGACAGUCGGUGGCUCCCGGUUUGUCACCCGCGGGGACAAUCGGUGGCUCCCGGUUUUUGAGCCCCGCGGCCACCCCCGGCCCGUACCUCAUGUGGUUUUAAAGCAGCCCCCGGUGGGGAGGUGGGGCCGGGCCGGGUCCCCGAAUCCUCCCUGGGCCGCAGGAACGGGAAGUGAGGAGCGGGAGCGGCGGGGAGGCGGCGGCGAGAGCGGGUGUUGGGACCCCCCCUGGAGCACGGGACCCCCCAGAAUUGGGUGAAAAAAGGAGGAAAAGAGUGAAAAAAGGAGGAAAAGAGUGAAAAAAGCAGCAGAGGAGCUGGAGGCCACGGGGGACAUGGCACCCCCAGAAUGUGGGGAUGGUGGAGCCGAGACCCUGCGGAAUCCCUCGGCCGCUUCCGUGGAUUCCCAGAGCGAGUCCCUGGAUGGGUUCCCCCUGAAGCACUCCAACACCCUGACCAACCGCCAGCGGGGCAACGAGGUGUCAGCUCUGCCAGCCACGCUGGACACACUGUCCAUCCACCAGCUGGCUGCCCAAGGGGAGCUCAUCCAGCUGAAGGAGCACCUGAGGAAAGGUGAGAAUUUGGUGAACAAACCUGACGAGAGAGGCUUCACCCCCCUGAUCUGGGCUGCAGCUUUUGGGGAGAUCGAGACCGUCCGGCACCUCCUGGAGUGGGGCGCCGAUCCCCACGCGCUGGCCAAGGAGAGGGAGAGCGCGCUGGCCCUGGCCAGCAUGGGCGGCUACACCGACAUCGUCACCCUGCUGCUGGACAGGGACGUGGACAUCAACACCUACGACUGGAACGGGGGCACCCCCCUGCUCUACGCCGUGCGCGGGAACCACGUCAAGUGUGUGGAGGCCCUGCUGGCCGGCGGCGCUGACCUGACGGAGGAGGCGGAUUCGGGGUACACCCCCAUGGACCUGGCCGUGGCCUUGGGACACAGGAAAGUCCAGCAGGUGAUCGAGAACCACAUCCUGAAGCUGUUCCAGAACAAGAAAAAGAGGAAGAAAUGAAGGAUCUGCUCCAGCUCUCCCCAGGCUCACCGUGGUGAAAUCCAGGAAUUUCUGCCCUCCAUGGAUCCAAGCCUCUCCUAAAAUCCAAGGACCUGAAUUCCAGCCCUGGAUGGGCUCUGCUGCUCCGUGGUUUCUGUUGGAAUUAAACUCUUAGUCGGAAUUAAAUUUGGGAGCAGCUCUGUGGAGCCCAAUCUGCUUCCUCAGCCCAUCCCAAUCCCAGUUUUUGGGGCAAACUGGGUGAAAAUUUGCCCCUCAGAAUUUUGGAAUUCCUGUCCUUCCAGGAGGAAAAAAUCCUGCAGGAUUCUGUCACUGCCAUCCCAAGGAAUUCAGGAAGGUGACAACACAGGAAAAGAAAUUUCUCCUCUUUGUCCUGAAGCCAAACCCCCGAGGGCUCAUUCAGCCAAGAAAAUCUAUUUAAGAUCUAAAAUAAUCUCUUAAAAUAUAUUUUAUUGAUCCCAUUA